Molecule: messenger RNA, 562 nt
Organism: Cimex lectularius (bed bug)
Lineage: Eukaryota; Metazoa; Arthropoda; Insecta; Hemiptera; Cimicidae
Exons: 3
Coding region: 2-547 (181 amino acids)
Source: RefSeq, a predicted model, not a curated record
AAUGGUCAGAUAUAACUGCCUACUUGCUGUACUUAUUUGUCUCGAUAUGGCCUCUCUCGCUGCCGCCAAUUUUUCCAAUUCGGCAAAGCUCCAUAGGCCGAAACGAUGGUUGAUUUUUCCAAAAGGAAGCUCACUUCAGUUGGUUUAUUGUUUUCUAAUUUCGACCUAUGGCACAAAAGAUGGGAUUUUCACCGUCGGUUUUACAGUGGGCCUCGCUUGGGAAAUACCCGUGGACGUGCGAAAGUACAUUUUCAACAACGGGAAGAGCAAAGUGCACGACAAAGACCGGAGAGACCUUUUCAAAAAAAUAGAGAAAUUCGUCGACAAGCAAAGCGGACAAGGCGAGUCUUGCGUUUUGCGAGCAAUUUGUGAAACUAAAAACCGACCAGUGAAGAAACUGACUUUCACGGAAACGAUUGUAUCUGAAAUUUUCAGAUUGGAAAACAGAGAUUUUUGGACAAUGCAUCCAAAAUAUCACGAUGCCGCUAAGAUUUCGCAGACCUGUCAUCACGAGUACCCCUGUAGGUUUUCCGUUUAUUCCCCUUGAAAUCCUUAGACAAGA